This is a messenger RNA of Solanum stenotomum, 616 nucleotides long. Its product is annotated as sodium/calcium exchanger NCL2-like. Gene Ontology annotation, biological process: intracellular calcium ion homeostasis; calcium ion transmembrane transport. Gene Ontology annotation, molecular function: calcium:proton antiporter activity. Lineage: Eukaryota; Viridiplantae; Streptophyta; Magnoliopsida; Solanales; Solanaceae. The coding region runs from base 62 to 595 and encodes 177 amino acids. Gene Ontology annotation, cellular component: membrane. The record is from RefSeq and is a predicted model, not a curated record. The transcript is spliced from 3 exons.
GGCUAUUCGUGUGACUAAUUGCAAGGACAAGAAGAGGGCCAUUGAUGAAUAUGACAAGAUUAUGUGGGGUGAAGUUGAAAAAUUGGUGUAUGAGGUGGAAAAAGAUGGAAAAAUCAACUAUAAAUUGUUGACAUGGGCAUUUAACAAAUCUAUUUUUCAAGUGAUUUUGGGAAUUGCAAUGAUGACUUUGUGCUCAAAACCACUAGUAAAUAGUAUUAAAAAGUUGUCUGAAGCUAUUGGAAUGCCUUCUUUCCUCAUCCCCUUUGUGAUAGUACCAUUGGCUCUAAAUGCAAGAAUGACAAUAGCAGCAAUCUAUCCAGCAAGUCAGAAGUGCUCAAAAACUGCUUCUUUGACAUUCUCAGAGAUAUAUGUUGGAGUAAUGAGGAACAACAUCAUGGGCAUGACAACACUAUUGGCUAUAGUAUAUGCAAAGGACUUAACUUGGGAUUAUUCAGCACAAGUGCUAAUAGUUUUGGUGGCUUGUACAAUAAUUGGGCUUCUUGCAUUAUUUAGCACUAGAUAUCCACUUUGGACAAGCCUCUUGGCAUUUUCUCUUUACCCUUCUUGUGUGGUGUUCUUUUACCUUCUUCAAUGAGUAAUUCUUUGGUUGGGACUA